AUGAGGCCCUGGGCCGUUUGGAGGAGGCCCUGGUGGACUAUGAUCUGGUGCUGCGCCAGGAGUCAGGCACCGACAAUGUCCUUGGCUUCCUGGAAGCGGCGGAGCCCUAGCAGAGCGUUGCCCCGGUUGUUCCAGGUUCAUUGCAGUUGGACUUCAGCAGCCAUGAGCAAAACUCCCUGGAAGCUGGUGAUGCAGAUGGGCCAUCAUGAUCAGGAAUCCUUCCAGCAAGCGCUGGACAUUUCUGGGACUCAGCGUUUUGCUUUCGCGGGAGUGAACAUGGCCUUGGCCCAAUACGAGCUCAAGGAGGACGACCAGGCCAUCACAAACCUGCGCCAGCUGCUGGCGCGCUAUGCGGAGGCCUUCCCCGACGCGCGGGCGGCCUACGCCAUGAUCUUGUGGGAUCAAGGAGACCGCAUCGAGGCUGAGUCGCAGUGGGACCGCGCCACGGGCACUGACCCACGCUACAAGUCUGCCCAAUGGGUGCAGGAGUUCCGGCGCUGGCCCCCCCGGAUGAUGGAGGUCUUCAAGCGCUUUGCGGACACCACCGGGGUGAAGGUGAAAUGA
Messenger RNA from Effrenium voratum, 564 nucleotides. The record is from the annotation of a GenBank genome assembly. NCBI's taxonomy places the organism in Eukaryota, Dinophyceae, Suessiales, Symbiodiniaceae.